UUUGGUGUUUAGCCAUCUGGCAACUCUGACAGCUGGCAACACGUGCGAUUGUUUUGGUUUUUGCAGGUUUCGGAAAAAGUAAUUUAAUAGUUUUACAAUGAAGAUUCGUAAGAACCAUGCUCGUAAGCGUUACCGGUACAGUGUUAACCGCAAGACACUCAACAAAACCCGCAGUUCUACUGGAAAAAUAAAGGACCCCCAACUUAAGAAAAUGUGGGAAGAGGGACAACGUGUGGGCACUAACUUUAGCGAAAUGGGCUUGGCCAAGGACCCAAAUAAGGCAAUUGCAAUUCCUAGCUACAAACAAAAUCGUCUGCACGCAGCCAAGAUUGUAAAUGGGUUCGUCGAAGAAGAGCUUGACGAGGACGAGCUUAGGGUUUUAGGCAUCAAGAAGGCGCCUGUAGAGGAGGGACCCAAGCGCGGACACGUAGUCCAGGAGCUCGAGCAACUAGCCAGCGAAAGGGCUGACCCGGAAUUCAGAUUACCCAAGGGUGUCGUUAAGGAGCUAACCUACUUCCUCAACAAACACAAAUUCAACUACAAAGCUAUGGUCACGGAUCGACGCAACUACAACCAAUCCACAUGGCGUCAGUUCAGACUCAAGAUUCGCAGAUUUAUGGCCAUUCCGGAGCAGUUUAACGUAUAUUUGGAGCAAAACAAGCUGCCGAUAGGUGUCAAGCCUAAAUGGGAGGAGUAUGAGUCGGACAGUGAAUGGAAAUAAAUAUUCUAUCUGAUGUCAUUUUAUUUUGAUUCAAACAC
This is a messenger RNA of Drosophila bipectinata, 759 nucleotides long. Its product is annotated as nucleolar protein 16. Gene Ontology annotation, cellular component: nucleolus. The record is from RefSeq and is a predicted model, not a curated record. Lineage: Eukaryota; Metazoa; Arthropoda; Insecta; Diptera; Drosophilidae. Gene Ontology annotation, biological process: ribosomal large subunit biogenesis.